This is a messenger RNA of Mesitornis unicolor (brown roatelo), 1896 nucleotides long. RefSeq names its product sodium channel, non-voltage-gated 1 alpha subunit (gene SCNN1A). Gene Ontology annotation, cellular component: membrane. Bases 10 to 1896 code for a protein of 628 amino acids. Gene Ontology annotation, molecular function: ligand-gated sodium channel activity. Gene Ontology annotation, biological process: sodium ion transmembrane transport. The record is from RefSeq and is a predicted model, not a curated record. Lineage: Eukaryota; Metazoa; Chordata; Aves; Mesitornithiformes; Mesitornithidae. The transcript is spliced from 12 exons.
GGUGGGUCCAUGAAGACAGGGAAGAUGCCAGAAGGGGAGAAAAUGCAGCAUUGUAAGCAAGAAGAGGAGCAGCAGCAGAAAGAAGAGGAGCAGGAGGGUCUCAUCGAGUUCUACGGUUCCUACCAGGAGCUAUUCCAGUUCUUCUGCAGCAACACUACCAUCCACGGGGCUAUCCGCCUGGUGUGCUCCAAAAAGAAUAAGAUGAAGACUGCCUUCUGGUCCGUUCUCUUCUUUCUCACCUUCGGCUUAAUGUACUGGCAGUUUGGGAUCCUCUACAGGGAGUACUUCAGCUACCCCGUCAACCUCAACCUAAACCUCAACUCCGACAGGCUGACUUUCCCAGCCGUGACACUGUGCACCCUCAAUCCAUACAGAUACAGCGCCAUCCGGAAGAAGCUGGAUAAGCUGGACCAAAUAACCCAUCAGACACUGCUAGAACUUUAUGACUACAACAUGUCUCUGGCACGAAGUGACUCGUCCACGCUGUCCACACAAAAGCGUAGCUCAAGGAGCCUGCUCCAUCACAUCCGGCGCCAUCCACUGCGAAGGCAGAAGCGAGAUAACUUUGUCAACUUGCCAGAGAACAGUCCCUCAGUGGACAAGAAUGACUGGAAAAUUGGCUUUGUUCUGUGCAGUGAAAACAACAAGGACUGUUUCCAUCAGGCGUACUCCUCAGGGGUGGAUGCCGUGCGGGAAUGGUACAGCUUUCACUAUAUCAAUAUCCUGGCGCAGAUGCCUGACGCAAAAGCCCUGGACGAGUCUGACUUUGAGAAUUUCAUCUAUGCUUGCCGCUUCAAUGAAGCAACAUGCGACAAGGCGAAUUAUACCCACUUCCACCACCCCUUGUAUGGGAACUGCUAUACCUUUAACGACAACAGCAGCAGCCUGUGGACCUCCUCACUGCCUGGGAUCAAUAACGGUCUCUCUCUGGUGGUGCGCACCGAACAGAAUGAUUUCAUCCCUCUGCUGUCCACAGUGACAGGAGCCAGGGUCAUGGUCCAUGAUCAGAAUGAGCCAGCCUUCAUGGAUGACGGAGGUUUCAACGUGCGCCCAGGCAUCGAGACCUCCAUCAGCAUGAGAAAGGAGAUGACUGUGCGUCUCGGGGGCAGUUACAGCGAUUGCACAGAGGAUGGCAGUGAUGUGCCAGUGCAAAACCUGUACUCGUCUCGCUACACCGAGCAGGUCUGCAUUCGCUCCUGCUUUCAGCUCAACAUGGUAGAGCGCUGCGGCUGUGCGUAUUACUUCUAUCCCUUACCUGAUGGAGCACAGUACUGUGACUACACAAAGCACGUGGCCUGGGGCUACUGCUAUUACAAACUCCAGGCCGAAUUCAAAGCUGACGUGCUGGGCUGUUUCCACAAAUGUCGGAAACCUUGCAAAAUGACACAAUAUCGGCUCUCAGCUGGAUAUUCCCGCUGGCCUUCUGCUGUCUCAGAGGACUGGGUUUUUUACAUGCUUUCACAACAGAACAAAUACAACAUCACAUCCAAGAGGAACGGAGUUGCCAAAGUGAAUAUCUUUUUUGAGGAGUGGAACUACAAGACCAAUGGGGAGUCUCCAGCCUUCACGGUAGUGACUCUGCUGUCCCAGCUUGGGAACCAGUGGAGCCUCUGGUUUGGCUCCUCCGUCCUGUCUGUGAUGGAGCUUGCAGAGCUGAUUCUGGAUUUCAUCGCCAUCACCUUCAUCUUGUCCUUACGCUGGUUCCGUUCCCGGCAGCAGCUGUCCCCACAGGAACCCCCUCCAAAUAGUCAGGAUAAUGCCACUUUCCAAGAUGAGGCGCCGAGUCUCAGUGCUCCACACCGCUUCACUGUUGAGGCUGUGGUGACCACGCUGCCAUCCUACAACAGCCUGGAACCACGUGCGCUGGACAGGGAUGGUGAGGGGGGACAUGAAUGA